GAACCUUCAGGCGGCGCCCCACUGUCUGAUUCCUAUCGCCUGAUUUCUGAUGAUUGUUGUCGAUUAUAUGGACUGAUUGGUUCUGUACGGCGGGCCCCCACACGUCAUGAAUUUGGCCACCAGGCGUGUCCGUAUAGCUUCCCGCUGUAGCCAGCAUACCUCAGUCAGCAGCCAACCUGCGUGCACAACAGCGCCGAGAAAUCACUUUCGACAUUAUCAUACUGAGGACUUCAGAAAGGCUCUCUGUAUAACGUCGUUAACAGCGGUGCCUUUUCUGAUUUUUCCUUUCGUGUAAAAAGGCAGCUCGUUUUCACAAUGGCGACAGCUGCCAGUGCUGGCAGCGGCCCGGACCCCGGAUCGGGCGCUGAGUUGGUCCGAGGACAGGUCUUCGAUGUCGGGCCUCGCUACCACAAUCUGUCGUAUAUCGGCGAGGGCGCCUAUGGAAUGGUGUGCUCUGCGUAUUGCCGUGACAACAAGGUCCGCGUGGCGAUAAAGAAGAUCAGUCCGUUUGAGCACCAGACGUACUGCCAGAGGGCUCUGAGAGAAAUUAAGAUCCUACUGCGCUUCAAACAUGAGAACAUCAUCAACAUUAAGGAAAUCAUCCGUGUGCCCUCCAUCGACCAGAUGAAAGACGUCUACAUAGUGCAAGACCUGAUGGAGACAGACCUGUACAAGCUGGUGAAGACUCAGCACCUGAGCAACGAUCACAUCUGUUACUUCCUGUACCAGAUCCUGAGAGGCCUGAAGUACAUCCACUCUGCGAACGUCCUGCACCGCGACCUCAAACCCUCCAACCUCCUGCUCAAUACCGCCUGUGAUCUAAAGAUCUGUGACUUUGGUCUGGCGCGUGUGGCUGACCCGGACCAUGACCACACAGGCUUCCUGACGGAGUACGUAGCGACUCGCUGGUACCGGGCGCCUGAGAUCAUGCUCAACUCCAAGGGUUACACCAAGUCUAUUGAUAUCUGGUCAGUGGGCUGCAUCCUGGCUGAGAUGCUCUCCAACAGACCCAUCUUCCCUGGGAAGCACUAUCUGGACCAGCUCAACCACAUCCUGGGUAUCCUAGGGUCUCCCUCCCAGGAGGAUCUGAACUGCAUCAUCAACAUCAAGGCCAGGAACUACCUGCUUUCUCUCCCGCAGCGCUGCAAGGUCCCCUGGAACCGCCUCUUCCCCAACGCCGACCCAAAAGCUCUGGACCUGCUGGACAAGAUGUUGACCUUUAACCCCAACACGAGGAUCGCGGUGGAGGCGGCUCUGGCUCACCCUUACCUGGAGCAGUACUACGACCCUACAGAUGAGCCUGUAGCAGAGGCUCCCUUCAAGUUUGACAUGGAGCUGGAUGAUCUACCCAAAGAGACCCUGAAGGAGCUGAUCUUUGAAGAGACGGCACGCUUCAAAGCAGUCUGCAGGUCCUAACCCAUACACACAGAUCAGACUCUGGACUCCUCUCUUCUCUCCACCUCUCCAUCAUGUGCUGUGGUUCCUCCUGUCUUCAGCGUUUCCUGUAUACUCCCUACCUCCCUCCCUCCCUACCUCCCUCAGUCAGUCAGACCACCAUGCUCAGGAACGGUGUCAGGAAUCAACCUCUCUCUCUCUCUCUCUCUCUCUCUCUCUGUAUAUCUCUCUUUCUCUCUCUCUUUCUCUCUCUCUCUC
Molecule: messenger RNA, 1653 nt
Organism: Coregonus clupeaformis (lake whitefish)
Lineage: Eukaryota; Metazoa; Chordata; Actinopteri; Salmoniformes; Salmonidae
Gene: mapk1
Product: mitogen-activated protein kinase 1
Exons: 8
Coding region: 316-1416 (366 amino acids)
Biological process (GO): protein phosphorylation; intracellular signal transduction
Cellular component (GO): nucleus; cytoplasm
Molecular function (GO): ATP binding; MAP kinase activity
Source: RefSeq, a predicted model, not a curated record